AUGUAUCAACAUGAAUCAGCCGAAUCUAGCGAUGACAGCCAGGAUGAAUGCAAAUCCACGAGGAUAUCCCCGGUAAGCGAACCAAUAUCUCCUCCAAUGUGUGCCGCUGCUGCUACAUCUGCACCGUCAGAGUUGCAUUCCCCAUCGACACGAGUUAUGCAAAAUUUUAUUAUUGUCAGACUUGAUGCCAAUGCCAACGAGAACAGCAAAUCUUUUCGAAAAUUUUUGACACAACUUCGAAAGAGUUAUACCACACUAAAAGAAUUCAGUAAUGUUGAUGAGUGUAUCGAAUAUAUCAAGAGCGUCAAAGAUGAGAAAAUUUUUUUAAUUACUUCUGGUUCGCUUGGCGAAAAAAUGGUGCCUACCAUACACGAUCUGGCUCAACUUCGUUCCAUCUUUAUUUACUGCAAAAACACAGCUCAUCACAAAGAAUGGGCGCAACAGUGGCCAAAGAUUACAGGUGUCCACAGUGCAAUAGAUUCAAUAUCCAAACAUUUACCAAAAUUUAUACGCGAAUCCGACCAGGACGCAAUAUCAAUGAGUUUCAUUCCAAAGUCAAUAAUGUCGGCAGCAUCAUCGAAGCAACAAAAUCUUAUUAAAUUGGAGACGACUUACCAAUAUUCUGCGCUUCUCAAGCAGAUCGUAUUGGAAACUGAUGAAAAUGAUACUAAAUGCAUGGAAGACUUCGUGGCCUAUUGUUGUCAGUGUCAGGAGAGUGCUUCGAAAUUCACAACGGAAGAGUUCAAGCACAUAUACAAAGAAAAAUCGUCAAUCUGGUGGUACACAUCUGCAACAUUCAUCUCCAGCAUUCUCAAUCGUGCCCAACAAAUGUCUGACAUGAAAGCUAUGCUAAAAAUGACUUUUUUUAUCCAAAAUUUACAUCAUCAACUGAAACUACUGCACGAACAACAAGCAAGUGACUUUUCACAACAGUUUAUUGUGUACCGUAGUCAGAGAUUCUCUCAAGAGGACUUUCAGCGUCUAUCCAAUGCGAAAGGUGGACUAAUGUCGUUUAACAAUUUUUUAUCGACUACUAAAGAAAAACCUGUAGCCAAGAAGUUUGCAAAACGUGUCUUGCAUACGAAUAACAAGAUCGUGAGCGUGAUUUUUAUUAUGACAAUUGAUCCAAAUAAAAUAUCACCUUCGACAACUCCAUUUGCACUGAUCGGCAAUGACAGUGCCUUUCGACAAGACAACGAAAUUCUAUUUACAAUCCAUACUGUUUUUCAUGUGGAUAAAAUCCAAGAGAUAGGACACCAGAAUAGACUUUACGAAGUUUAUUUGACUAUUGCAGACGACAGUGAUCCACAACUAGCUGCUAUUAAUAGCCACUUGAUAGAGAAAAUCGAUGGAAAUGGAUGGUAUCGAAUGGGCGAACUUAUGCUUCAAGUGGGCAACUUCAGUCAAGCUAAAGAACUCUACAAUGAAUUACUGAAGAACGUUUCGAAUGACAAUGAAAAAGGGCUCAUCUAUAAGACAUUGGGAAAGGCAAAACUGAAACAACAAGAAUACCAACAAGCAGCUUCACUUUGGGAAGAGUCUCUUCAAUUUUACAUGAAAGCUCUUCCGCAAGAUCAUCCUGAUUUGGCUGCUUUGCACCAUGACAUCGGUCAGGUGUACAACAUGUUAGGUGACAAUGUGAAAGCACUGGAGUAUUAUAAUAAUGAAAUUAGAAUUAGAGAAGAAGCGCAAUCUUCAAAUCAUCCUGAUUUGGCUCUUGUCUACAGCAACAUCAGUCUUUUAUAUAGCAAAACGCGCGAAUAUUCGAAAGCGCUUCAAUACGCAGAAAAAGCUUAUCAAAUUAACGAAGAAGCACAUUUGAAACAUGAUCCCGAUUUAGCUACACCGUACUUCAAUAUUGGAAUUGCGCAUGACCGCAUUAAUGAAUACGAAAAAGCACUGGAAUUUUAUAGGAGAGCACUCAAAAUAAGAAAAACAGCCUUGCCACCGAAUCAUCUCGAUUUAGCUCUUGUCUAUACCAAAAUCAGUGUUGUAUAUAAGAACAUGGGUGACCAUUCGAAAGCACUUGACUAUGCAGAAAGAGCUCAUAAGAUAAACGAAAAAGAACUUGCGCAACAUGGUUCUAAUCUGGCUGAUUCGUGUAGCAACCUGGGGCUUGCAUAUGAUAACAUGAAAAACUAUUCAAAAGCACUUGAAUUUUACGAAAAAGCGCUCAAAAUAAAACAAACGACUUUGCCAUCAAAUCAUCCCGAUGUGGCUAAUUCCUACAGCCACAUUAGCCUUGUAUAUAGCAUCAUGGGUGACUAUGAAGCAGCAAUUGUAUAUGCAGAAAAAGCUUGUAAAAUUAAAGAAAAAGUACUGUCUUCGAAUCAUCCUGAUUUGGCUACUGCUUAUUAUAGCACUGCGCUUGCGUACGACAACAUGAAACAAUAUCCAAAAGCAUUGGAAUUUUAUAAAAAAGCGCUCAAAAUAAGAGAAACAGCGUUGCCACCGAAUCAUCCCGAUUUGGCUCUUGCCUACAACAUCAUGAGCCUUGCAUGUAUCAAGAUGAAUCAGAAAGAAAAAGCACUUCGAUAUGCGAAAGAUGCUCAUAAAAUUAGAGAACAAUCGCUGCCUUUGAAUCACCUUGAUCUGGCUAAUUCAUACUACAACAUUGGAUAUUUGCAUGAAAAAAUGAAGAAAUAUUCGAAGGCAUUGAGAUUUUAUGAACGCGCUGCUGCAGAGGCAGAACUUUCACAGCCUUUCAAUCCCGCGCACGUUAAAUUGUACCAAGAGCAUUACAAGAAUAUGAAAAAGAAAAUCAAACCUCAUUCGGAUUAG
Molecule: messenger RNA, 2781 nt
Organism: Rotaria socialis
Lineage: Eukaryota; Metazoa; Rotifera; Eurotatoria; Philodinida; Philodinidae
Source: the annotation of a GenBank genome assembly